Messenger RNA from Cucumis melo (muskmelon), 1104 nucleotides. RefSeq lists its product as uncharacterized. The transcript has 5 exons. NCBI's taxonomy places the organism in Eukaryota, Viridiplantae, Streptophyta, Magnoliopsida, Cucurbitales, Cucurbitaceae. The record is from RefSeq and is a predicted model, not a curated record. The coding region runs from base 1 to 1104 and encodes 367 amino acids.
AUGAAAGGACGUAGGUUCAAAAGUACUCCACCAUGGAGACCUUAUCGUCUCCGAUUCGAAAAAUCUCAGGCGGAGGUUUCAAGCAAACUACCUAAGUCCGUGCCAGAAACUAUUGAUUCUCUUUAUCCUGCAUCUUUUGGUACACAUGUAUCGAAUGUUCCUGAGACUCUUCUGUCUGAUAUGGAUUCAGAUGACCUGGAUGAUUUUCCUUUGGCUCAAUUAUUGAAGAAGACCACUGUUCUUGACGUUCUUGUUGAAAUGCCUACUGCUCCUUCCGUUGAUGUUUCUACUGCACCUGAAGUAAGAACUGAUGUUCGUAGUGAUGAGAAUGAGUUGGAUCCUCCCAAUCCUGACAUUCAUUCGGAAGAAGUUCCUGUUGGUACUGAUAAUAACCCAACUGUUCUACCUGUAAAGAAGAUUCCUCCUAAUAUUUCAUCUGUUCCAAUCGAUGGAAUCUCCUUUCAUCAUGAGGAGAAUGUUCAACGUUGGAAGUUUCUGGUUCAGCGGAGGUUAGCAGAUGAGCUUAUUAGGGAGUAUAUUGUCAACUUGCCUGAUGAAUUUAAUGAUCCUAGUAGCACGGAUUAUCAGAUCGUUCAUAUUAGGGGUUUCAAAUUUGUAAUUUCUCCUGCGGUGAUAAACGGUUUUCUAAGAAAUGUUGUUGAUCUUGACUGUUCUCCGUUGUCUCCUUUAACUGAAGUUUUGGCUUCUGUUUUAUCUGAUCGGACUUUAUCUUCGUGGCCUGUUAAUGGAAUACUUGCAGUUGCUCUUAGUUUCAAAUAUGUCAUUAUGCAUAAGAUUGGUAUUGCUAAUUGGUUCCCAUCUUUCCAUGGUUUCAGUGUAUCUGCUGUCUUAGGAACUUUCUUGUAUCAAAUUUGUAAUGACAACAAGAUGGAUACAGACAAGAUUCCAAUUGCUCUCCCAUGUUUUUUCUCUAGUCUUCUUCUUCAUUUGAAUGUUGUUGUGAUAACUGCAUCUGAUGCUCUUGGACCUGAUCCUAAAACAUUAUCCCUCAGCUAUAAAAUUUUUCAGGGCAGCCAUGUGCCUGAUAUUGAUCAUGAUGUGCAUCCUUCUUGCAGAUCGCGCAUCUUCGAUACAAGUGACUAG